UCCAGUAGAGCAGAGUGGACAAACCCAAAACACGCUCGGAUUAGCAGUCAGCUGUCAGAAAACAACAGCCUGACACUCAUUUAAUUGAGUAAAUUAUUUUCCGCCGGUAAACAAUGUGACCAUGUGAGAAGAACCCUUUGGUGAGGACUGUCACAAACACAUGACAACCAGCCUGGUUGUGAGAGGAGCACCAUGGCAUCCCAGCCGAGCAGCUACAAUGAAGAAAGGAACCUUCUUCGAAUGCAAGCCUGGGAGCAAAGGAACCAGGAGACCAUCCAAGCCAAAGAAGCAAAGCCUCAAAAUGUGCCACUCUUUGGGGAGCCAUACAAGACAAACAAAGGUGAUGAACUCUCUAGUCGAAUCCAAAGGAUGUUGGGAAGUUAUGAAGAUGUAAAUCAUCCGUAUCGUGGAUUGGACAGCCUUGCCACUGAGCCUUAUACCCAUAUAGCCUUGCCACAGUCACAUCAGGGUCCGCCUCAUUCAGCUAAGUCAAGCAAGCCUCCAUUCUGUAACCAGGUCCAUCACAUGUCCUCACAAAACCUAAGAGGCCCCUCUCAUAGUAAUUCCUCCUCACAGCCAGUUAUUGGGUCGGCUGUCUCUUCUACCCCGAACCACAGCGGACAUUCUUCCCUGAAUGACGGUCGCAUUAGUCACUCUGUACAUCAGCAGAAGAAGGCUGAAGCCCUGCCUAAACUGUCUGCUAAUGCUGAGCAGCAUCCCUCUUUACAUUCCAGUGAGCAAAAUAACAGAGACCCUAAAAGCACAGAUGGCAAUACAGAUGGGCAUAAGAACCAAGAAUUCACAGGUCAUCGAUCUGAGUGCGGAACCAUCAAUGAUACCAUCACCUUGGAUCCUCAGCUCGCUCACAAAGAUUUAUCUCUCUCCCAAGCCAACAAGGGAAACUCACUACCUUCACAAACCUUCCCUCCACUGCUCUGCUCAAAGGUGCCCACCAUAGUCAUGACCCAGAAACCGACAGCCUACGUGCGGCCCAUGGAUGGUCAGGACCAGGUGAUCAGCGAGUCACCUGAUCUUAAGCCUUCACCAGAGCCAUAUACACAUCUACCAGAGGUAAUCACCAACAAGCCUAACCUGGAUAAAAUGAAGAUGCUGCCAGAAAUUUUGGAGACUGGGACAAAUGAAGCACAGCAGUGUGUGGAAGACAUCUUGAGGGAAAUGACCCACUCGUGGCCCCCUGUCUUGACAGCCAUUCGAACACCAAGCGCAGAUGAGCCCUCCAAGUCCACUUUAUUGCCUAAGGAAGCAGAGUGUCUCUCUUCAGCAUUUACAGAAAAAAAAAAAUGUAACUCUUAUACAGAUUCCUCUGGUAUUGGCCUUCAGAGCUUUUCAUCUUUGCCUGAACCAGUACAUUCCAGUGGGGGAGAUUCUGCAAGCUCAGGUGGUUCAGGGAGUAGUUCCAGAUCAGAGUCAGACAGUGAAGGUCCUGCUGUGGAGCCACAGCUACCUCCAGUAAGCAACUCAACUAAUAGUAAGCGUGAUGAUCCUGCAGUGGUUUGUGGUGAUUGGCAGUUGGGCAACUGGAUCAAGUUCAGUCAACAGAACUCUAGUACUGAAAGUCAAGCCACUGCAGAUGCCUCUGAUAUUCCCAGUUACAAGCAGCUACUGUCCUCUCAAAGCUUCCAGCAUGCCACCGCAGACCUGGUCAACCCCACCCCAGAAUCAAAGCCUCAGCUUUCUUCUCACCAAAAACAAAUGAGUGGUGACCUUUCAGAACCUCAGCAGCACAGUGAAAAUUCUCAGAUCAUCCCUGGGCAGGGAAAAAGUUCACAGUUUCUGUGCAAAGAUGUGAACAGCUGCACUCUUACCACAAAAACAUCUGAAAACACACACCCCUCAAAACCAGCCAAGAUCCCAUUCUCAGACCAUAGUGUAGCAGCUCACAGUGUUCAGUGUGAAGAUGUUUUAGCUCCACAAGACAAAGACUCGUGUUUCACAGAUGGGCCAAAGGUGAAGACGAAAACAAGACGUGACAAAAAAAGCAAUGAGAGCAGUGACUGUAAAACACACAGUAAGAGCACUACAAAACACAGGUCCCGGAACAGGUGGAAGGUUGGAUCUGAGCCGGGGAGUGAAGUUUCACUGGUCCUGUAUGGUCACUGUUCAUCUUGUGGAGUCAGAUUUCCUAGUUCUUGUUCAUGUGUCACUCAGCAAGACCAGUUGUCCCCUGCCCCACCAGUAAGGGUCAGUUGUAGCAACACCAAGAAAGAGACUGUCAACCAGAAAGAUAUCAAGACACCCAAAGGCUUGCAGCCUGCAACCCACAGCCUGCCAGCGAAGGCUGAACACAAAGCCCAAGUUCCAAAGGACCUCCAUAGGAUUACUGGAUCCCUGUUGGUGAAGAUUAAUCUCAGUCUGCUCUCAAGAGUGCCUCAAAUCUCAGGACUCCACCAGGAGAUAUCCAGCAAAGUGAAGCAACCUGCAUUUGUUGUAGACAAAGAGGGAGGUGGCAGUGAAGCACAAACAACCAAACUUGUGAAAACAUGCAAAAAGAACAGACCUAUCAAGAAUGUUGAGAUAGACUGUAAAGCUCUACCCAGGAAGAAGCAGAGACUGGAGAACCUGACUAAGAAUUACCUACCAGCUGAUGCUUCAACCCAACCACAAAAUUCCAGAAAUCCAAAAGAGGACUGGGGAAGAAAUAAGGUCAAGAAAAAGCAUGGACAUCUACAACAGUCCCUUAAAGAAGCUGUUAAAGAAUCAAAGCCACACAAACGCUGCUCUGACGAGAUGCGGGAAUCCAGUAAAGUUGUUGCAAAAAGCAGAGAUGGCCAUAAGCACAAGAAGAGUUCCACAAAGCACUCUGGCCACUCAAAACCUGAAAAGCAGAAGCCCCCAAAGAGCAUGGAUGCCAUCCCAUCAUCUUCACAGCCCACCAGAGAUGCCGGGAAUAAAAGACCUUUGCUCAGAAUUGAGGACAGGCAGUACCCAGUGAAGCAUUACAUAAAGGAAGCCAAAAGACUUAAGCACAAAGCAGAUGCAGAGUCAGAUAAGCUCAGUAAAGCGUUUAACUAUUUGGAUGCGGCCAUGUACUUUGUUGAGAGUGGAAUUGCCAUGGAAAAAGAUCCACAGAUUUCAAUGUCUUCCUACACUAUGUUUGCAGAGACAGUGGAGCUCCUCAAGUUUGUUGUGAAACUCAAAAAUCCAGUGGACCCGUCUGCUCCACCCUCAGAAAAGGACUUUUUAGUUCUGUGCAUGAAGUGCCAGUCCCUCCUACAGAUGGCCAUGUUUCAGUACAAGCAGAAAACCGCACGCACUUGUUCAAAGACGCUCACCGAACACUUCAUUAACUCUUCUCAAACAACACACGAUCCUUCUGCCUGUUUGUUAAAAGGCUUCAACACUUCAUCUGUUACGUCCUCUCCAGCAAACACACCCACCUGCUCAGGUCCUGGCUCCGGCCACUGUGAGGGAGGAGGCGGAACAGUAACAGUUCCUCGGGCUAUUGAGCAAAUGGCACUCGUGUAUGUGAACAUCACUUCUUUAAUCUUGAGCGCUCAUGACGUGUGGGAGCAGGCUGAGGAGCUGGCACACAAAGGCAGUGGUAUGUUAGCAGAGCUGGACACAGUUAUGGGCCCACUGACCCUGACCUCAAGCAUGAACUCUAUGAUCCGCUACACAAGGCAGGGUGUCCACUGGCUGCGGCUGGACAGUCAAAAGGCAUUACUACUACGACUUCUGUUGUAUUUAUUGGUGUGUGUGUGUGUGUUCGUUCAUUGAGCAGUAAUGGCGGAAAGAAACGCUGUGGGCUUUGGAUGUAUAUUCCUGGGAAAAAAAAGCAUAAUGCACUUCGAUUACCAUGUAAAAGUACACUUUAGAGUACAUUCUUGAAAUAAUAUUGUAACACAUUAAUUACUUUAAAAUGCACUGGAUUUUUUUUUUUUUUUCUUCCUAUAAAUCCUUAUUAUAGCGUACUCUCACAUUACUGAUGUCUGGAAAGUUAUGAAGCCUCCCACAGGUCUAAUCUUACCUACGUAGGACGCAUCUAAAUCUAAUGCAAAGAAAUAAACCCGCUGAAAUGUAAAGUCACAAAUGGUGAUAUUAAAUCAGCAUUCAGUCAUUUCAAGUAAUCCCUUUCUUUGGCAUCUUUGCUUCAUGGUAUCUGUAAAUCCUAAAUCGCUGCUAUUUCAGAAAGGAUGAAACACUUUUGCAAUGGUUAGGAACGGGCAACAAAAAAAGGAAAAUGUGGCUCACUGUAAAUGUGUAACAUGACAUUUGUUUGUCGGGCCAGACAAAAUAAAUGUUGAAAGUACGAGGGUAGGCUGAAAAGUUCUAAGUACAGAAACAGUUAAUGCAUUAACUGCAUCAUAGUGAGCCUUAGAACUUUUUAGCCUACACUCGUAGGUUGAAUUUUGUAGAUCAUGGUGUGCACCAUAUCAAAUAAAAAGCUUCAGAUGCAGAAUUUUUCUUCCACAUACAAUCUUUACAACUUAAAAAAAAUCAAAAGAAGUUUCUGCCUUAAUUUAUUCUAUAGUUUUCAAAGGUUUCUUAAACCAGUCCUGAUGGAGAGGAUUAAAUUUGAGUUUUAAGAAGAUAAUGUAAGUACUGGCAUGUUUCCUUGUGAAUAACAGUGUCUUUUAUUCGGUUUAAUUGAUGCUCCUUUUGAUUAUUGAUGUUCAUGUUGACUACAAAAAGUCAUUUCAUUUGCCCUUACUGUAUUGUUUCAGAUAUUAAUUAAAAUUUUCUCCUCAUGCUGAUUACAAAAUGUUUGCUAACAAUGUGAGAAUAGGUCAAACGGCCAAAGAAUAGGUUACAAAAAAGAUCCACUUUGUGCGUUUUAUUGGCCAGAGUG
Messenger RNA from Thalassophryne amazonica, 4810 nucleotides. RefSeq names its product AF4/FMR2 family, member 1 (gene aff1). The transcript is spliced from 20 exons. Bases 193 to 3738 code for a protein of 1181 amino acids. Gene Ontology annotation, biological process: regulation of gene expression. Gene Ontology annotation, cellular component: super elongation complex; nucleus. The record is from RefSeq and is a predicted model, not a curated record. NCBI's taxonomy places the organism in Eukaryota, Metazoa, Chordata, Actinopteri, Batrachoidiformes, Batrachoididae.